This is a messenger RNA of Nothobranchius furzeri (turquoise killifish), 663 nucleotides long. Lineage: Eukaryota; Metazoa; Chordata; Actinopteri; Cyprinodontiformes; Nothobranchiidae. The record is from RefSeq and is a predicted model, not a curated record.
AUGUCUGUGAGCAGUUUGGUACGAGGCUGGAGCUGUCACAAUCUGCCCCGCUCACUAAUCUGCUCUGCUAAUGCACAACAGUUGUUCCCAGUUUGUGUUUCAGGUGGGCGUGUCAGAGAGCCAGCUGCUCCUGAUCUCCUGAUCAGAGGACCAGGGGUACUUAAGGAGCGGUGUGAAACAACUCCAGUGCCGGUCGAUACUCGCCUUUGGGAUUACUCACCGCUGUCUGGAGUUGUUAAUUCCACUACACGUCGCUCACCGUCCCCUGGUCUCCUCGCUCUCUGCCGCUCGCCUGUCAUCCUACCUGCCUGCCUACCAAUCUUCACCUCCGGAUCUACAGCAUUACCUGCCUUCCUGUCUACCACAUGCCCGUUCACGUAUCUCUGUUUGGAUCCUCAGCCUCGUCUCUGUCGCCGUUUGACUUCACCAUCCAGCCCAGUCUCUCUAAGGAUUUUAACCUGCCCAGUAAGAGAAAAUCUCCUAAAGCCAUUCCUAUUUGAUUCUCUGGUUCCAGGGUUUGUUUACUGUGAGUUUAAUCCCCGUUUGUUUUCUCAUCCUAGAUCGUGGCUUUUUCCUGUUCUCGUUUGGAGCAGCGCUUUUAGUUUCAUCACGUUCCUUAAUAAAUAUUAUUGGUUAUUUACUCACCCUCGUUUCCUCUUGUGA